Messenger RNA from Indicator indicator, 2382 nucleotides. It is a transcript of the gene LRRN4, whose product is annotated as leucine rich repeat neuronal 4. The record is from RefSeq and is a predicted model, not a curated record. The coding region runs from base 19 to 2382 and encodes 787 amino acids. The transcript has 4 exons. Gene Ontology annotation, molecular function: protein binding. Lineage: Eukaryota; Metazoa; Chordata; Aves; Piciformes; Indicatoridae.
AAGCCACUUAAAAGAAGGAUGUUUUCACAAUUGCUCACCCUCUCUCUGCUGCUGGGAAACAUAGCAUCAGCAUCAGGCCAGGUGAGCAGAGCAGAGCCUGCAGCAUCCAGGGAUAUCAUCACCUUUUUCCAGCUGGCUCAGGAAGACUCUUGGGAGAAUGUUAAUCUCACCAGCAUGUCUUGUGAGGAUCAGAAGAACAGAACCUGGAUCACCCUGCAGCUGACCAACUGCAGCCUGACAGCUUUCCCCAUCUGCCUUCCAGAUGCCCUGGAGACCUUGGAUCUCAGCAACAACCUCUUAGAAGAGGUGAAUGGCACAGAGAUAGCAAACCUCCCACGGCUGCGCAUCCUCUCACUCAGGCAGAACCAUCUUUGGUCAGUUAGAUGGGGAUCUGAAUCCCUCAGCAGUCUCCUCUCCCUGGACUUAAGCUUUAAUAAACUAUCAUCUGUGCCAUCAUGCCACAGUUCUGCCUUCCCUAACUUGAAGUGGUUGUCUCUGGCUGGAAAUCCACUGGUUGAAAUCCAGCCACUGGCUUUUUCUUGUUACCCUCAGCUACAGUUCUUGAACCUCUCCGCAACGCUGCUCGGGCAGGAUGACAGCAGAGGAAUUAGUGAGUCUGCUUUUGCCAUCAGCACAUCUCCCAGUGAGGCUACAAAUGGGCCUGGAAGCACCAUCAACAUGCUUGAUCUGAGCAGGACCUUUCUUGAGAAAAUUCAACCAGAGUGGACCAGAGACUUGCACAACCUCAAAUCACUUCACCUGACAAAGAUGUCACAAUUAAGAAGCCUUGAUACUGACUUUUUGAAGUCCACACCCAGUCUCCAAGAGCUGAACUGUCAAGACUCCCACUCACUGAGUUUUGUGAGGACAGAGAUAUUUGACAGUGUUUCUCAUCUGAGUCAUCUCUUGUUUCAGAACUGUAACCUGAGUUCCUUUAAUCCCUGGAAUGCCAAUUCACCAGAUAGCAUCAUCGUCAAUUUGUAUGGAAAUCCCCUGUCAUGCGACUGCCAGCUCUCCUGGCUGCUCUCCAAACCCAAGAAAGUGGUGCUGCAAAUGGCUUCAGAGACGUUUUGCAACACAUCCCAGGAAGACUGGAGCAGACCUGCAACAUCUUUUUCACUGCUAGAGCUGUACAAUAAAUGCCAGUCUGAGAGAAACACUACAUUGCCUGAUUCAAGCACGCUUGCUACUGAACAUGAUGCUUUCAGCCUUAUCAGUUACAAUGCCACUGCUGUAGUAACAACAGACUCUGCUCUGCUAACCAAAGACACUUACAGCAGCUCCCUAAUUCAGAGGAAUAUAAUGAGCACGACAGCAGCCAGCCCAACUGAGACUAUGCUCACAAAGGCAAACAGUUCCCAUGAGGCUGAGGCAGUUUCUGAACCCACAAGCAAUCCACCUUCCUUCUCAUCUAUAACCACCUCCCCUGGUUUUGUCAAAGAGCUCUAUAGUCAGUCUUCAGAUUAUGGCUUCACAAGUAAAACUGCAACAGAUCAGCACAAAAGAGAGCUCAGAACAAUCAAUGCAACGAUUCCCCAGGAAGGCCCAUUCAACCAGCCCACCAGUGAGUAUUCUACUAGAGCAACAGAAAAUCCCAAUGCCACUGAUCAUUAUGUUCACUCCUUUGCCAUUCACGCUGGGGAAGGUACGACACAAACAAGCUCAUCACAGCUGAACUCCACAAGAACCAAUGCUCAGUCAAAGUCUGCACCCACCAGAUCGCUGAUACACUAUGUAGAUGACUAUGAUUAUGAUGGACAGUCAACAGAAACCCCAGUUCAACUGGCAUACAUCUCCUGUGACUACAAUCCUUGCAGGCACCUUCAGAGGCCAUGCAGGGAACUUCAGAAGGCAUCCCAGUGUUUAUGCCCUGGCAUGUCAAGGGAAGAUGAGGUUCCAGAUCCACCAAGACUCGCAGAGGUGUCUGAAGUUACAGAUAGCUCUGCACAGAUACGCUGGUGUGCCCCAAAUUCAGUUGUUCACACCUAUGAGCUGAUGCUUCAUGUCCAAGGCGAGGAGGACAGACAGUUUGUCCUGGACAAUAUUUAUUCCACAGCAAGACAGUACACUCUGUAUAAUCUAUUACCAUACACCACUUACCACAUUUGUGUGACUGCUUCAAACAAAGCAGGAUCAAGCCAGACAAUAAAGCAGGAAGUUCUGGGUAACUCAUGCACCAGAUUUAAAACAAAACCCAGCUACAAGAUUAUCUUUGUUGCUCUGUCUGUAGCAAGUGGACUCCUUCUCAUUUCCACAAUUAUUUUGUCUGUCUGUCUGUAUAAGAAAUGUAAAAAGCCUCAGAGUGAGCAAUAUGGUACACACUUAGUCUCUUAUAAGAACCCAGCAUUUGAUUAUCCGUUAAAACUACAAACAACUGAUUAG